AUGUCGCGUGCGUUAUCAUCUAACAGGGUGUUGAUUGGAGAUGAAAUUAGACCUGGGACUAUCAUAUUUUCGAUCGAGAGUGGAAAAAUUUUACACAUAGAACACAGGGUGCUAGAGGUGUCGGAUCAUAUAUUGAGGGUUUACAAUGUGUUACCAUACGAUUACAGAAAUGUUUCGCCAUUGGUAAUCAUGCCGGGAUUGGUGGAUGCUCAUGUGCAUCUUAAUGAACCUGGGAGAACCGAGUGGGAAGGCUUUGCUACUGGAACACAAGCUGCUGCUUCUGGGGGAGUGACGACUGUAAUUGACAUGCCUUUGAAUGCUAUUCCACCUACCACCACCAUAGCCAACUUCAACUUGAAGAUUAAUGCUGCCAAGGGCCAGACGUGGGUUGAUGUGGGAUUCUGGGGUGGUAUGGUGCCACUGAAUUUGGAGCAUUUGAAGCCGUUGAUAUCGAUGGGGGUAAGAGGAUUCAAGGGAUUUCUCAUUGAUAGUGGUGUUGAAGAGUUCCCUGCUAUCGACACAGAUUACAUUAUGAGGGCCAUGGCUCUGGUGAAGGGACUUCCCACGUUGUUGAUGUUUCAUGCUGAGAUGCAGCCUAAGCCCAAGGUGGGCCAUGAGACGUUGUCAAUUGAAAACUUGGAUAAUGAGGCACCAGAGUUGCCUAAGAAAGAGACCCCAGCCCAUUUUACCCUUGGAGAUGAGUCGGAUUUUGAAAUGGACGAGGCUCAAUACACCAAGCCAAUUGACAAGAACCUUCAAAAAUUAUCAAAAGAAAUCGAUGCCAGUGAAGUAGGAAUGACCGAUUCCUUUGUGCAAAGAGCUCCCACACCGGUGGUUGAUAUUUUGGCUACCCAAAAAUGUUGCAACGAAGACCACGACUAUUGUUCUUUACCUCAUAAUCACGCAGGCUCGAUUGAUCACUCAGUAUUGAGUGAUGAACAAGCUAAAGCAUUGGCUAAAUCAUCAUUAUUGGCAGCAGCGGAGCCUACACAUGGAAAAUACGCAAAAAUGGCCAAUCAUAUUUCUAACCAAGACCAGCAUCCGGAGGACUACGAAAUAAUGGAAAGCGAGCAGGAAAACGAACUCCAUCAUUUUACAAAAGAGCCGUCAGUUGACGCUCCUUUGGUCUUGGCUCAAAAAGACGAUUCUUUAUUGGAAGAUAUCGAUCCUACAUCGUAUGCAGCAUUUUUGGCUUCGAGGCCUGAUAAUUUUGAAACAACUGCCAUUGCAGAAAUAAUAAAUUGUUCCACUAAAGAGCCCUCAGUUCCAUUGCAUAUUGUUCAUUUGGCUACUCACGAAGCCAUCCCGUUAGUCAGAGCUGCCAAAGCCCAAAACUUACCUAUAUCAGCUGAAACGUGUUUCCAUUACCUAUCUUUAGCAGCUGAGAAGAUUCCAAACAAUUCCACUCACUUUAAAUGUUGUCCACCAAUUAGAACAGAUGACAAUAGAAAAUUAUUAUGGAAAGCGUUAAGAAAUGAUGUUAUAUCAACAGUUGUGUCUGAUCACUCUCCUUGUACUCCUGAAUUAAAGGGGUUAGAAAAGGGAGACUUUUUCUCAGCUUGGGGUGGUAUAUCAUCUGUUGGUUUUGGUUUGCCUAUUAUGUUUACUGAAGGUUCAAAACAGGAACCACCAGUAACUUUACUGGAUAUCAGUAGAUGGUGUUCCUGGAACACCGCUAAGCAAGUAGGCUUAUCGAAUUCUAAGGGCAAAAUCGAUAUUGGUUUUGAUGCUGAUUUCUUAUUGUUCGACCCUGAAGCCGUUUACACUAUCACGAAUAGUAAAACAUUCUUUAAAAACAAAUUGACUGCAUAUGACGGCAUGGAAUUUAUGGGUAGAGUAAUGGAAACUAUAGUAAGAGGUAAUUCAGUGUUUGCUUUAGGUAAAGGUCACUCAGAUAUUCCAAUGGGUAAAUUAAUAUUAGAACCUAGAGUGAACUAA
Molecule: messenger RNA, 1938 nt
Organism: Debaryomyces fabryi
Lineage: Eukaryota; Fungi; Ascomycota; Pichiomycetes; Serinales; Debaryomycetaceae
Gene: DAL1
Product: allantoinase
Exons: 1
Coding region: 1-1938 (645 amino acids)
Biological process (GO): purine nucleobase catabolic process
Cellular component (GO): cytoplasm
Molecular function (GO): allantoinase activity
Source: RefSeq, a predicted model, not a curated record